Molecule: messenger RNA, 2023 nt
Organism: Bufo bufo (common toad)
Lineage: Eukaryota; Metazoa; Chordata; Amphibia; Anura; Bufonidae
Gene: ANKRD9
Product: ankyrin repeat domain 9
Exons: 2
Coding region: 194-1075 (293 amino acids)
Molecular function (GO): protein binding
Source: RefSeq, a predicted model, not a curated record
CCGCGGUGCUGACGACCUUCAGGACUGUAGAAUAAAAAUGCCCGGAGGAGAGAACGAGGGUUUGCUGGAGGGAGGCGCGGAGUGGACGGUGCAGGGGAGCAGAGCUGCACCACUGAGCCUGUGCAAUGACAGCACAAGGAGCCUGAGAGGCCGGGACCGGGUACUCUGGACUCGUUAAUGCAGUGACGCAGAGAUGCCUGGCUCCAUUCAAUGGGCACCCCGCUCGCCCGAGUACCAGUCUCAGAAGCAAUGCAAGACGACCUCAUUCGCUUUCUACCAGGCCGUGCGGGACCUGCUCCCAGUCUGGCUCCUGGAGGACAUGCGGCUUAUGGAGGUACUACACUGGGAGGAAGGGGGCAUCGUCAGCUCAUACACACCCUCUGAGGCUCUGCUCUACGCCCUGGUACACGACCACCAGCCUUACGCCCACUACCUGCUCAACCACUUCCCGAACGAUGCCCUAGCUGUGCCAAGCAAGAGCUUCAGCUGCUGCCAGUCUGGAGCUCCUCACCUCACCAUGGCUGUGCGCUAUAACCGGCUGCAGAUCCUGCAAGAAAUUCUGUGCACCCUCCGGACAUUCCCUUCCGAAAGCCGGACUGUCUACAUCAACCAGCGUGGGUGCCAGCGGGUGGAGGGUGCCAAGACUCCCAUACACCUGGCUUGUGAGCUGCAGCGAGUUGACUGUCUGAUUUUGCUGCUGGGGCAUGGCGCCUGCCCGUAUGUUAAGGACUGCAGUGGCAAAAUCCCCCUUGAUUGCCUUCUGCAAACAAUACAGGACAGUCCGCAGGAUAUGCCCCUGAAGAGGCUGUGCCUGGAUUCUGUGCUGCUGUACAUGCCAGCAGGAGUGCCCCUCUCCACCAGGCAGCGUCUGCAAGAGGGCACGGCUUGGCAGGAAAUGCUGGGAAAGGACUUGUACAGAUGGUUGACUGGCACCUCUCCCCCUACCCUCUUCACUCUGUCUAUGCAGGGUCUGCUCAGGGCCCUCCCUGCUGACAGGUUCCCAGAGGCCCUGGAGGAGAUCUCCCUACCAGGCUUCUUAAGACCCCUUGCCUUACAGAAGCAAGUCCCAAAAUAGAACGCCCAAGGAUGAUUAUCCCCACCCUCCACCUCUAACUCCCAUCAUGUCAGCAGGGGGACACACAAUACGCAGGCACUUGGCAUGCAAUGUCGGGGGGGGCUGCCAGCUGAUGAUGUGCAACAGACAGAUGCCCAGUUCUGCGCCAAGAUGGCGACUUGUUCAAAGCUGCUUGUGUAUCAGGGUAAAGGGGCACCCCACGUGUAAGGUGUAUAUAUCAGUAGUGAUCCAUUUUCAGAAAAAACAAAAACUAGCAUGCAAUCAUUCAGAAAUUCUUAUAGGGGGUGGUGCAGGAUGAGAAAAACAUGGCUGCUCCCUUUCCAAAGCCGCUGUACACCGUUUCCAUGUGGUGUUGUAGCUCUGUUCUGUUGAAGUGAAUGGGAAUGAACUGCAAUUCCACAGACGACCUGUAGACAGGGGUGGCGCUACUUUUUGGAACAAAGCGAGUCACUUUAAGUGACCAUGCUUUUUCCUAUUCCAUACGAUCUCUGAAGAUUAGCGUCAUUAGAACGAGCAGGGAUAACUGCAUCCUGCCUUUUGUAUUUCAACUCCCUGGUUUUUAAGAUCUCUGCUUUCUGUCAGCGAAUGGGAACAUCCAUUUGCGUGCAGUGGUUGAAACCCAUAGCGUUUACAAAACAAAGCACUGGUAGAACAAGUCGUGCAGCUUUGGAAGUAGGGGGUCAGCAAGCUGUAACUACUAUUCCCAGCAUGCACACUCGCUCAGCUGUUCUUCCGUAGAAGUGAAUGCAGCAUGCUGGGAGUUGUAGUUGGAGAACGGCUGGAGUGCCAGGUGUUGCUAACCUCGGAUGUAAAGGGAUGAGGAAUAGAAACACAAAGUCAAGUCCACAAUGUACAAUGAUUAAAGGGGUUGUGCGCAAAGAAGGGAAUGACGUUAAGCAGCAAUACCGCACAUAACCUGAGGACAGGUGUGGCGCUGUUUUGGGGAAA